CAGCUUCGGCCGGCCUCUGCUAAAGGAGGUCGCGCCAAAACUGAGGCGGGGAGAGCCAUGGAGCCCGGAAAGGGAGGCAGUCGCCGCCUGGCAACUCCCCAGCAUAAAGCGGACUUGGAACUGAGCUGGGUUCAGGGAUUCACCAACAGGAAUGUGGGCUUUGUCAACAACAUGACUGUCUGUUAUCCUUGUGGCAAUUAUGUCAUUUUUAUCAACACUGAUACCCGAAACCGGUCCUUCUUGAGGUGUCCCCAUGGAAGCAUAGGAGCCUUUGCAGUCAAUGGGAGCCAGCAUGUAAUUGCUUUUUCUGACAAGCAGUUGAAUCCCGUAAUCUAUAUCUACAAUUUUCCAACACUAAAGAAAAUCGCCAAAUUAAAAGGACAAGCUAGUCUAGACUACUCCUUGCUUGCAUUCAGUCAUGCAAGUCCUUACCUGGCCAGUUACUCCUCACUCCCAGAAUUUUCUCUUUCAAUAUGGAAUUGGCAAAAAAAAAUCCUUUUGUGCACCCAAUCACAGCCAGGAGUAGAAGUGACUGCAAUGAGUUUUAAUCCUAUGAGCUGGCACCAGUUAUGUUUGUACAAUGGUACUUCUGUUACUCUUUGGACUAUUGAGAGGAGUCAUGAACAGCAUAUUUUAAAGUCAAAACCUGUCAAGCUUCCUACUGAAGAUGGAUGUUUAGUAGAUGAGCAAAACAGCUUCUUCUCCCCUCCAGAUGUUAGCGAUCCUUAUUUUGGCCCAGUGUUGCCCAAUUCAGCCAUUGCUGGCCUUGUAGGAGAUGAAGCAGAAACGUUUAGGCCAAAAGAUGAUACUCAACCUUCUGUUCAUCCUACUGUCCACUGCUGGACUCCAACCUCUGAUCUGUAUAUGGGCUGUGAAGAAGGAUACUUCUUGAAAAUUGGUGCAGACACAUUCAAGGCUGCUAUUGUUAGUCAAAAAUAUUCUGCAGAUGCUAAAGCCAAAAAAAGAGCAACGUUUCGAUCACUUUCACGCAGUUUUGACAAACAAGCUAUUGAAAGGAAGGAAGCUCAAAAUGUGAUCCUGCUUGCCAUGGCACUUCAUAAGGAUGGACUUUAUGCAGCUGGAAAUGAUGGUGUUGUGCGUUGUUAUAAAAUAAAAGGCACAACUUUUCAGAUGGAAGAUUGCCUGGAAAUGGAGGAGCCUAUAACAAGCCUUACAUUCUCUCCUGAUUAUGCUAACUUGCUAGUAGAAACAGAAAAGGGAUCACUCUGCAUUUUUAAUCCUAGUGAUAAUGAAGAUGUUAACCUAUUACUGGAUGCAAGUAUAAGUCAGUUUGUUGCAGCUGAUUUUAUUGUUCCAGGAACCAAGUACUGUGUGUCUGUAGCAGAAUCAGGAGAAAUGCAUGUUUGGCAGUUAGAUGAUGGUGCUUUUGUCAACAAGCUAUGUCUACAUACUGUGGUCACUGCAAUGGCAUGUAGCUUGUCAUCUCACAGUGUUGCGGUGGGAACGAAAAAGGGCCAUGUCUACUUCAUAGAUCUCACAGAAGUUGAAACUCCUAGAGUAGUUCACCGGGUUCUCCUUUCUGAGGUUCCUGUGCAUUUUUUGCACUAUGAACAAAGUGGUCAGUUUCUCUUAGCAACAACGAAAGAUGGCUACAUCUUUAUUUUAAAUGCUUUCCCCACAAAAUUAUUCCAAGUCCUUGGAUGUGUAGCACUUGCGAGUGAAAUUCUUGACAUAACGUCACUUUAUGAUACAGAGAAGGAGUCAGUUGAAGUAAUUGCACUUCUCUGUCCACCAGAGAUCAAAAGAGCAAGAGUGGAAAUAUUUCAUCUUCCUGCAACUAUUACUUUAGAAAAUGAACAAUGUGUCACAGAAAGAGGGCUACUGAAAGAGAACAUAAUUCGGAAACGUACAUAUGAAUUAGAGUACCCCUUAAGUUCUCUGGUCAAGAGGAAAGAGGGCACAUUGUUUGGUUAUGCUAGCCAGGCACCUUAUAUCUUAAAAUACCAUCUUACUGAAAAGCCAAUCAUUCUUUCUGAGAAGAAGACACCUAGCAAACAAUUUGGACGUGCUUUUCUGCAUUUGUCACCUCAUGGCAAGUGGUUAGCUUCAGCUGCAGAAAGUGGGUUGCUCUUCAUCUACGAAGCUUCAACUAUGGAUGUUCUGGCUCGUGAGCACUGCCAUUCAUAUAACGGACGAGGAAUCAGAUCAUUAGCAUUUUCAUUGGAUGGCCGCCAUCUGCUUGCUAAUGGCUCAGAGGAUGGAGCACUUGUUUGUCUAAAAUGGAAGAAGCUUGGAGAGCGCAAAAUGAAGGAUGCAUCUGAUUUUGGGACUUAUGUUCUUAAUACAGUCAACAGUUAUAUUUACCGUGAAAACUUAUUUCUAAAGACCAUGGCAGAAUGGACAAUGGCAUCGAAGCACAAAUAUGACUUGCCUUUUGAGGGUGCUUCCUCUCAGAUGAAAUUCCAUAAGAUAGCAUCUAUUGAAACAACAGAUGAAGAUGAAUACUUUCUUCUAACACAAGCAAAAUCUGAUGAAAUUUCCUGGCUAGAUGAGAAAGCACAAAAGGCUAUCAAGGAAGAAAGCAGGAAGUUUGAUGAAAAGAGAAAAGAAUUAAAAAGUGGAAUUAAGGUGCUUCGUAAAAAGAUUCAAGAAAUGAUGUUUGAAAAUUCAAUGGCACCUAAAAUUGAGAAGCUAGAUCAACAGGAAUUCAAUCUGGACGUUGAAGACCAAGAGAAACAGCAAGUGCACAGUGAAGCAGAAGUUGAAAGGGUAAGAAAGGAUAUAGAAAUGGAAAAUUUAGCUAAUAGCUAUUUACAUGAAAUCAUCAAACAAGAGUGCUGGGAUGCAAUGUCUGUUAAAGGACGCUCAGUCAAGACUUUCCACUCACCCUGUGAAGUCCACAAUUACCCUAUGAAAGAACAGAGUGAGGAAGAACAGCAAACGCUAAAGAGAAUUCUGUAUUUAAAGAAGAUUGAAGCAACAGAUCUAAAGCUUCGAAAAAAGAUUGUUGAAUUUGAGUCACAGCCAUCAGUGAUUAAAGAGGAAGGGGAGAAGGCAGAGGAAGAAGAAGAAAAAGUAGAUACUCUCGUGGGGAGCCUUAGUUCACAUUAUGGUGGAGAUACAUCUGUUUUGUACCAUCAGAUGGAAUUGCACACUCGAGAGGAGAAGAUCAGUCAGAUAAUAUUGAUACGGGACAUUAUUCACCAUGUGAAGAGUGCUUUUAAUAUGGAGUUUGACUCCAUUUGUCGAAUGAAAGAGCUGGAAAUUGCACGUGUGAAGGAGAGGAACACGAGGAUCUCAGAGAUCUUGAAACAGCUGGAUAUACAUGAGGAGAUAUGGGUGCCAACUUUUGCAGAUAAUGAGAAACCAGAAAGAGCAUUGACAGUCCUAGAUGCAGAGAUCAAAGUUGAAAAGUACUUGACUCCAGUGCAGAAAGCAAAAGAAAAAAUUAUGGCAAGGGUCGAGCAUAAAAGACGUCUUGCUGCUCAGGGGGAUAAUGCAAGAGAGCGUGGCCUUAUGGACAUGAUGAAUGGAGUGCUUGAAAUAAAAAAAGAAGAUAUUUUGAAGAUGGAGAUUCCAGCACCUGCUUUUAUAUCAAAAGAAGAUGCCCUCUGGAAUGAAGAGGAGAAAAAAAUAUAUAAGGAAUAUGAGAAGAAAGUUAAGGAACUGAAUGAAGAAAGGGAGAAACACCGAAAGAUUUUGGAAACUGAAUUGAAGAAACUUCAAGGUUCUAUUCAGGAAACUACCCAAGCAUUUGAUGAAAUUGUAAAUAGGCUUUUCGAGAAAAAAGUCAGUUGUGAGAUGGUUGUAUAUCAGGAAGAACUCAAAAUAACUAAUCUCCUCUAUUCACUGCUUUUGGAUGAAGAGCUGAGCACAAGAGAAGCUGGGCUCCAUCACUACCUUAAUAAGAAGAGAAAAGAAAAAGCAGAAUCUAAUGAAGCAGUCAAGGCAGCCAGAGCAGAAGUGGACGCUUGCAGAGAGGCCUAUGACAUCUUAAUUGCUGAAGACAAACUUAUGGAACGUGGCUUUAGAAAGGAAUUUUCAGAUCUUCCAACUCAUCAUAUUGACCAACUAUUCAAACUUUACAAACGUCGACCAAGGGCUCUCAAGACAAAGGUUCAAGCGGAUGCAGCGAACCCCUAUGGCGAUCGGCCAGGCUCUGCCAAAGUUUACCAAGAUGCUCUUGCUCAUUUAAUGAAAGCAAUUGAUGAAAUGGAUGAUCCUGAAAACAGACCUGAAGGUCUAGACCUUGCCAAUUGGGAACACUUCUGUGCAACUAGACGAGCCAAAGUAGAAAGUGAACAACAGAUGAAGCAAAAAGCACUGAUACUGGCAGAAAUGCAGACCUUUCUUCAGAAGCGAAUUGAAGAUGAUGAGAAGAUUCGUAAAGAUAUUGACCAUAUUUUCUCUGAGAUCAAUUUGCUUCGAGAGCAGAAGAUGAGAUUUCAAUUAGAUCUGAUGGUCCAGUUUCUGUUUAAACAAGGUCAAGUGGAACUAGAGGGUGACAACUUAAUACCAGAUUACACAGAUGCUAUUCUCAUCAACAGGAGCAUUAUUGAGGAAUUGAACAGUGUGAUACGGGCCCAAGGAGAAAAGAAAAUUGCAAGCAUGGUGGAAAGCAAAGAUUUCCGUAAAGGAAUAUUUCAGUUGGAAUGGGAACACAAAAAAAUGAAGAUGCAGAUGGAAGAUCUGAAUCAAAAGGCUCGGGAUAUUCAAAAACUGAAUGUUACAAAACAUCACCAGAUUUACUUAUCAGAAUUAAACUAUGAUAGCCGGAUCAAUCAUGAAGUCACAGUAAUGGAAGGAACACUUAAUUUUCUAGAUAAGGUUCACAAGAAAAACAUUGAACAACGAGAGAAAGUAAUCAAAGAGCUGGAAAAACAUAUAGGUCUGAAAGACCUAGCAAAUAAUAAGCUCAGCAAGGAAUUACAAGAAAUGCUUGUUACUGUGUCAGAAAGGCAGCACAUUAAUGAGGCUACUGACUCAGAGAUGCUUAAACAAAAGAUUGCUACAGAACGUUAUGAGGAUAUUGUCCAGAGACAGAAGCUUGUGGAUCUCGCAAAAGCCCAGGCACAGGAGUUGUCUAUCUUACAAGCUGAAGUGGAAAGACUGAGGAUGAGAACAUUCCCAGCCUUCUUUGAUGUUCAAGAGUUUUAACAUGAUGAUGCUAGAAUCAUUAAACAGCCAUGAGGAAAAGACUAUGUAAGAUUUUUCCCUUUCCACCAAAUUUAAGCCAAAUUUUUCCCCUCCCCUCUGUUGCCUUUAAAAACUUUUAAAACGGUUUCAUAGGAUUUUCCAGUCUUCCAGAUCCAGGUUUUGAAAUACUCAAGGGGCUGCAGUGAGAUAGGAAGAUCACGCUCCCAAUUCUACUGAAAGGUGCUUUUCCAGCAGAGGAAACAGAGCAUUGCAUAGUGCUCCUACUACACUAAAAAGCUCCACAGAUUGUAUUGAGUAACUCAUGUUGAUUUCCAAAAAAUUGUUUUAUGAAGUAUUUCACAAUGGAAUAAAUCUAAGUGUUCCUACUACAUGUAAUAAAUUGUUCUUGUCAUGAAAUCUUUUUGCUGAGAUCAAAAACAUAACUGAAACUCUCACAGCCAUAAAGAAAUAGAUUUCUGGGAUAGACUAAGGACUCAGAAAAGACAACAAAGAACCUAGAUGUACGGUGAUUUCAGAAAUGAUACAUAGUAGUAACAACAACAAUUCCAGAAAGGUGGGCGGAAGAGUUAGGAGCUGGAAGAUAGGGGAAGAGACAGAAUUGAAACAAGGUGGUUUUAACUCACAUCUGGGGUAGGAAGCUAUAGGUACUAGUUAAGGGUCAAAUGAGACAGCAUGCUGAAAGCAGUAAGACAGACCACCUUUACAAUCUCAUCUUUUGAUGCUCAUACCCUCUGGGCUAUAGGACAGCAUAUGAUAGUUUUUUGCAGGAAUCCAAGGGAAUAUUUAUAUCUGCAUAAGUGUACUGACUUAACCUAGAGCAGCAACAGCAGCUAGCUAACAAGUCUCUCAUUGAAUUGCUAAUAACACAACAGUUGUGAGACUUGGCAUAGAACUAGGAAUUUGAAUGGGGACUCAUUAAUAUGUAUUCAUCAUUACCACAGAUAUAUUUACACAGGCAUUAAUACAGUAUUCAUUUUGAUUCUGGCCUUUAAUAGUUUAAUCUUAAAGUUAUUAUGAAGUACUAAUGGGCACAAUGAGACCUGGUCAGCGAAGACUUUCAGAUAUGCUUUAAAUUUGC
This is a messenger RNA of Pogona vitticeps (central bearded dragon), 6196 nucleotides long. It is a transcript of the gene CFAP43, whose product is annotated as cilia and flagella associated protein 43. Lineage: Eukaryota; Metazoa; Chordata; Lepidosauria; Squamata; Agamidae. Gene Ontology annotation, molecular function: protein binding. Gene Ontology annotation, cellular component: axoneme. Gene Ontology annotation, biological process: cilium assembly; sperm axoneme assembly. The record is from RefSeq and is a predicted model, not a curated record.